Vitis riparia (riverbank grape) is the source of this 1077-nucleotide messenger RNA. RefSeq names its product hyphally regulated cell wall protein 3-like. The record is from RefSeq and is a predicted model, not a curated record. Bases 1 to 1077 code for a protein of 358 amino acids. Lineage: Eukaryota; Viridiplantae; Streptophyta; Magnoliopsida; Vitales; Vitaceae. The transcript is spliced from 3 exons.
AUGACGGUAACAAUAACGAAAACGAUAAGGGUAACGAUAAUGCUAACGGUGGCAAUAAAAGUGACAGUAAUGGUAACAAUGAAGGUGACAGUAACAAUAUCGGUAAUGGUGACAGUAACGAUGAUGAUAACGGUGAGAGUAACGGGGACGGCAACGGUGAUAGUAUCGGUGAUAAUAACGGCAAUGGUAACGGUUAUGACAACGGUAACGAUAAUGGUAACAGUAACAAUGAUGGUAGCUGUGACUAUAACAUUGGUGGUCACCGUGACAAUGAUGGUGAUCGUGACCGUGACGAUUACACUAACAGUGAUCGUGACCGUGACGGUUAUGGUAACGGUAACGGUGAUGGAUACGGUCACAGUGACAGUAACGAUGAUGACCACAGUGACGGUAAUGGUGACGAUAACGGACGGUGAUAGUGACACUAAUGGUAACGGUGAGUGUAUCAAUAACGGUGACGUUAACGGUAAUGGUGAUGGUAACGAUAACAGUAACGGUAACGGUGAUGAUAACUGUGAAAGUAAUGGUCACGAUAACAGUGUCGGUAACUGUAACGAUGACGGUAACAGUGACAGAAACGGUGCUGAUAAUGGUGAUUUAAAUGGCGACGGUAAUGGUGACGGAGGUCGUAACGAUGACAGUAACAAUUACGGUAACGGUUACGGUAACAAUGACGAUAACGGUAACAGUAACGGUGACAGUCACAUUAACGGUUACAAUAAUGGUGACGGUGAUGGUGACGGUAAUAGUAACAGUAAGAGUUACGAUAAUGGUGACGGUAGCAGUAACGGUCAUGGUAACAAUAACGGUAAUGUUAAAGAUAAUGAUGACGGUAAUAGUGACGGAAACGGCAACGGUAAUGGUGACGGUGACGAUGAUGCGGUACCAGUAAUGGUAUUGGAAACAGUAACGGUAAUGGGGACAAUAAUAGUAAUAGUAAUGUUAAAGAUAAUGGUGACGGUAACAAUGACAGAAACGGCAACAGUAACGGUGACGGUGACGGUAAUGAUGAUGGUUACGGUAACGGUUACAGUAACAAUAAUGGUAACGGUGACUGUGACAAUAACGUGGCGGUAA